AAUUAAUAAGCAGACAAUCCUCCGCGUGAUGCCAUGCGCUAUCAAAAGAUUUCUGCUGUUCUGUCUGUCUCUCUAGAGACGAGGACGGCCGUACUGUUGUUCAUCUGUAUUGUACCGUUGCUUUCUGUCAUCUUGACACACGCUCAAAGUCAAACGCAAGGAGCUUGUGAGAUGGUGAAAAGCCGUGAAGCUUACUUAUUUCGAGAGAACUGUAGCUAUCACGUCCAGUUCCAAUGUCCCACUAACGUUAGCCUGCCUGGAAGUUGCUACAAGAUCACAGAGGAAGGAGGUAGAACGGUAUUGCCAAGCCACAGAUAUAAGAUGCGCAAUUCUACGCCCCAAGGGAAGUUUACUGUGGAGAUCUCACCUACGCGUGAAGACAACGGACCCAUUUACUGUGCAGCAAUAGGGUAUAAGCCAAUUCAACUCUUCUUUCAGCAAGAAGACAUUCCUAGCAGCACUAUUGAGCUAUUAUCAGAAGACAACAGUGAGCUGAAGUUUAGUUGCACAAUUCGUGAAACCAACUCAUCUGCUCCGCUUAACAAUUACAUGAUCACUCUCUUGAGGAACGAAACCGAAGUUGAUGGAACAUAUGGAUACCCAACCACUUACGUUGAUGGCACAGUUAAACAAGAAUUCCUAAUCUCACGUCAGUCCCCAUAUGAUACCUAUAUAUAUGGAUGUCAAGUAAGCACAACAACCACACCAACAUGCCCUCUUAGUCGCACAAGCUCAAACAGAGUCAAAGCCAACAAUCCUCAACGUCCAAAGAGUCAGAUUCCUCCCCAAAAUGGUCAAAGUCCAACUCCAAGAGCAAAACCCCGGAGUCGUACUCCCCCUCAACUCAACUCUCAUCCCAAUCGUGUUCCCCCCAAAAGUAAAAGUAAUGACACCGACUUACUCAUAAUAAUAGGAGUACCAGCACUAAUAACAGUAGUACUCGUAUCAGUUGGCAUGGUGAUAGUAAUUGUACGGAAGUGUAGACAGAGUCCAGAUUGUUGUCAACCAAGGCAAAGACCACUACAGCAACCAACACAAGCGACAGAGCAAGAAACAAGAGUGCCAAAACAAGUAGCCAACCCACCCGUGCAAGAAACAGGACACACUGCCAUCCAAGAAAGCAGCCGAGGCAAAACCAGUCUGGACACAUGCACUCCAUCUGUUACACACUAUGACAGUGCACUAUAA
Messenger RNA from Corticium candelabrum, 1188 nucleotides. RefSeq lists its product as uncharacterized. The record is from RefSeq and is a predicted model, not a curated record. The transcript is spliced from 3 exons. NCBI's taxonomy places the organism in Eukaryota, Metazoa, Porifera, Homoscleromorpha, Homosclerophorida, Plakinidae. Bases 34 to 1188 code for a protein of 384 amino acids.